CUCAGGGCCGGGACCGCGCCUGCGUGCACAGGCCCCGUGGGGCACCGCACUGCAGGACGGGCAGGGCGCAGCGGCAGAGCUCCAGGUAGGUGCGGCCUGGUUGCAUCCUCCGGCUGCACUGCACGCCUGGCUGACAGGCCCGGCACAGGGAUGUGCCCAUGUCCCUGCUCCACCUGCCUCUCCUCCAGCACCAAGCCUGGCCAGCUGCGAUGGGGAGCCUCGGGGGCUGCCCUGGGGCUGCCCUCGCCCCCCUGCUGUUGCUUGGCUUCCCGGCGCUCUGCCUGGCAGCAGGGCUGAGGGAGCAGGGCCCCACCAUUGAUGGGCGGCCACUGGCCUCGUGCACGCUGCGGGAGAAAGAGAGGCGAGCCUUCACCUGCCGGGCCCCACAGGCAGCCCCUGGCUCCAUGCUCACCUGGUACCUCGAUGGCCGAAGGCAGGAGGCAAACUGCUCAGCAGCGGGCACAGCCAGCAGCACUCUCACCAUCACUGCCCGGCGUGCAGAUCGUGAGCUCAGCUGCUCCUUGACUGACCCAGCCUCCAGUGACACCGCCAAUGCAUCUGUCCUCCUCGAUGUGCAGUAUAAGCCAGAGAUCCUGCGUGCAGAUGCCCACUACGAGGAAGUCAAUGACGCUGGGCUCCUCCUGGUGCUCUUUGUGCUGGUGCAAGCCAACCCGCCUGCUAGCAUCACCUGGGUGGACCAGGAUGGGCACAUAGUGGCCAAUGCAUCCAAAUUCCUUCUCCUGGACACCAAGCACUACCCUGGACUGGCCAACCACUCUCUCCAUGUGCACCUGAGCAGCGCAGCCACCAAUCUCUCAGUCAGUGCUGCCAACAGCCUGGGCAUCACCACUACCUCCCUCCUGCCUUCAGGUUUGCUGGAUGCCCGUGUGGAGCUGCCCGUCCUGGGCGUUGCUGUGGGCUCAGCCCUGGCCCUGAGUGCCCUGCUUGGCUUGGUCUCCCUCACUGCCUGCCUGGCAUGCCGCCGAGCCAAGCCAGCACCAGGACUCCCUGGAUCUGCAUCGGUGCCUCCCAGCAGGGCUGAGCACCUGCGGACCCCAAGCACAUGCCUGCCCCGGGAGAACAGGUCCCUGCCGCCUGACCUGCGACUUGGAGAGUUCACACAGGAGGACAGAGGUAAAACACUGAGGCAUGUGGAUCCCAUGUGGGCUGAGAAGCUCCUGCUCUGUCCCCUUUCCUUUCCCACAGCCAACCCUGGGGAUGUGGAAGCGAAGGGAGGGCAGUGGACCCUGCAGAACACCCUUAUCCUAAGUGAGGGAGUACAGACGGGUUUGGUCCCAUUCCUGAUGGCUGGGCGCAUCUACAAAGUUCCCAGUAUGAGCAGUGAUGAGAUCUGGCUGUGAGAUGCACCAUAGUGCCGAUGGACUGCUCUUCCCCCAAAAGCCUCCUCAGGACCCCAGCAAGCACUCAGCUUCCCCUGUGAUCGGUGCCUGUGCUUUGGGGGGGGAAGAGCAAUACCACAAUCCUUUGAAACCACCCCAUCUGCCUCGCUCAUCUUCUGGAAGUUGCCUGUCUUCUUCAGCGCUCAUGGAGGACCCACCAUGCAGACUAGCACUGGUGAGACUGGGCUGGGAGCAAGUGGGGAACAGUCCGAGGGUGAGGGCAGUGGGCACAGAAGGGUCCCUGCAGGACUCAGUCCUAUCGAGCCUGGGAUGUUUGACUUCCCUCAGACCUUUGAGGACUCCUUCAAAUACCAGAUGCUGAUUUUUCUGGCUAUUGGCAGAUAUCUGAAUUCCAGCGUGAAGUGUUUGGCCUGCUGUUAAGGCUUCAUUGCCCAGCAAACCUCAGCCUCAACAUGCUAGGUAUCAGGUGCCACCCUGGGACAAUACACAUGGGCUGGGCACACUGUCAGCUGGUAGAUGUCACCCGAGGCAGGGGACACUCAAUCCCCCUUCCUGGGGUCUGGGACAGGGAAAGGCACCCUAGAGCCUGGAAAUGCCAGCUGCAUGCAGGGUGUUCCUGCCCCAUCGUGCCACUGCUCUUGAAGAAACAUGGUGAUGAGACAGGAGAACCAUGAGGGCUCCCUAUGUGUCACCAGGCCAGGAAAUGCUGUAGCAGCUGCAGCAGGACCUGUCCUCCAGGCUCUGACCCAGGAGGAGUUGAUGUGGCUCCCUGCAAAGGGAAAUGCCUUUGGGAAUGGCACGUUUUCACAUAACUGUUAUAAUCAAAAUGCAUCAAAGCUUUUUCUAGACAGAUUCUGUCAAGCUGCUAGUGCUGUGAUUCCUCCCCGAGUAAGGCCAAGCACCAGCCUUCAUUUAGCAGACUCACAGCCUGCUUGCUUUACAAACCUGUCCAUCCCUGCUGGAUCGGGGACAGGUGAGGGCAGCCAGCAUGGCAGGGGCUGAGAAGAGUCAUCAGAACAGCAAUAAACUAAACUUAAGUGUC
Molecule: messenger RNA, 2403 nt
Organism: Oxyura jamaicensis (ruddy duck)
Lineage: Eukaryota; Metazoa; Chordata; Aves; Anseriformes; Anatidae
Gene: TMEM25
Product: transmembrane protein 25
Exons: 7
Coding region: 159-1361 (400 amino acids)
Biological process (GO): negative regulation of excitatory postsynaptic potential
Source: RefSeq, a predicted model, not a curated record